AAGAUCAGAGAUGAAACAUAUGGCUUGAUUUGGGCCUAAAAUGCAAAUGAAAUAUAUAUCUUUAUAAUUAAUCAAUGUGGAAUUUCGUAUUGCAUGUCUGUAUUCUUGUGAAGUUUUCUUUCUUUUGACUCGAGGUAAAAUGGGAAGGAAAGAAUGAAUGCUUAUUAAAUUGGGGGAGGGAGAUAAUAAAUAAAAUACAUAAUAAAACUUGAAACAUUUUACAUACACAGUAAAUUACUUGAUCUUCGAACUAGGGCUGGAAAGAGCUCUCAUUUUAGAGAUGAGGAAAAUUAAGUCUAGAGAAGUUUCGCGGAAGAUUAAGUAUCAAGAGUGGAAUUUGAACCCAGAUGCUCUUUCGCCAAAGAUUAUACCGCGAAUCAUAAUUUCCUUUCCCACAGUUUCAUAAGUAUGUUUAUCAGAUGAGAAAUUACGCCCGCCCGCCCCAUGCCGUUUUGCUGCAGACAUUCUCAGUGGUCACAACACUCCAACAUCUGGAUCCUGAGAGCCAGUAGCCACAGCCUCCUCUAGCAACCUCAAAGAGGACGUAGGUGCAGGGCUUCGAAAAGAGGACAAAGUAAAGACCUUUUCGGAAAAAGCUGUGCGGUCCCCUGAGAAGAUUUUCUCUCAGCCCCGUCCCAGGGCAAGGAGGCGGAGCGGGGCGGGGAGAAGCGCCGCGAGUCUUGGCCUACGUAAUUAGUCACGUGCCUCUUCUCAAUCCUUAUUCAGAAUCUAUCCUCCCCCUCUUUCCGGAAGUCACCAAAGUCUGGCCAGGUUCCUCCCACUCCGGUCGACGUCAAACUCGGUAUCUACCACGGCCCAACUCCCACCUCUUGCUUCAGGGGAGGGGCUCUUUUCCACUAUGCCUCAACUAGGCGUCUUCUGCUCCCUGUGGAUGAGAAAGAGGGCGAGUGAUUAAAUUAUCUUUAAGGUUGCAGGUGGUCCGAGAGACUUAAUUAGUGGAAAGAAAGGCUGUAAUCGGAGCCCAAACCCUUCUCUUUCUUCUCUCACCCCCCCCCUCACGGAAUGUGCUCUGGUUAGUUCCGCCGGGACUCACGGGGGCCCCGCCCCCUCUCCCUUGUCAUUGAUGUUGUUGUUCUUGUCAGUGCCGCAGCAGCGACAGCAGCCAGGAGCCCGAGCCAGAGCCGCCUGGGCAGCGCGGCGGCGGCGGCGGCGGCGGCGGCGGCGGCGGGGGCGGGAGAAGGAGGAUCCGAGUGCCGGCGGUCGGCGGCGGGUCUGGAUGGCUCUGUGUGGGCAAGCGGCGGGCGCUUCGUCGCUGCCCAGCGAGCUCAUCGUGCACAUCUUCUCCUUCCUGCCGGCGCCCGACAGGCUGCGGGCCUCGGCCUCCUGCUCUCACUGGCGCGAGUGCCUCUUCUACCCGGCGCUCUGGCCCCAGCUCCGCCUCAGCCUUCGCGUCUCGCCGGCCGAGCGUCCCCGACUCGAUUUCCUUAUGCGCAAGUGCGGCUGGUUCGUCCGGGAGUUGCGUGUCGAGUUCGCCGCGGAGAAUUACUUGAGCAGCGGCGGGGGAGCUGCUGGAGGCGGCGGCGGUGGUGUUGGAGGCGGUGGCGGCACGGAAAGCGACCCGGGGAUUGGAGGCGGCGGGGAGGAGGCCGAAGCUCUGCAGCUCUCCAGUGGCUGGCUAGAUGUGCUGCGCACUUAUCUGGAACUGGUGCUGUGCGUCCUAAGCAGUAUCCGGAACAACAGGAACCUCCAGAAGUUUAGUCUUUUUGGAGACAUAAGUAUUCUGCAACAGCAAGGAAGUUUAUCAAAUAUAUACCUCAGCAAGGUGGACCCAGAUGGCAAAAAAAUUAAGCAAAUUCAGCAGCUGUUUGAAGAAAUACUGGGUAAUAGCAGGCAACUGAAAUGGCUGUCUUGUGGGUUUAUGUUGGAAAUAGUAACCCCCACAUCACUGUCAUCUCUCUCAAACCCUAUUGCCAACACCAUGGAACACCUGAGUUUACUGGAUAACAACAUCACUGGUAACAUCACUCUUAUCACCGCAGUUGAAUUGGAGCGCUUUGUGAAUCUGCGCUCACUCGCCUUGGAUUUCUGUGAUUUUACAGCUGACAUGGCAAGAGUCUUGGCUAAUAACAACCAUGUGCCUUUGCAUAGACUGUCUCUCAUAGUACAUAAUAUUUCUCUGAUGAACAAGUCUCUGGACAACAUGCCAGAAGAUGAAAAUUGGAAGGCCCUAACACGAAACAGCACUAGCCUUCGGGUUUAUAUAAUGGCUUUUGAUAUCAAGAGUGAUGACAUGCUUAAGAUUCUUAAACCCAGUAUACCACUAGAGAGGAUUCAUUUUGAUAGCUACAUCACUUGUGUUUCAGGGGCUGUUGUUGACCUGAUAUCCAGGCAGUAUGACAAGUUCCUCACUCAUUUUAUAUUAAUGAAUGAUGUGAUUGAUACAUCUGGUUUUCCAGAUCUUAGUGACAACAGAAAUGAAGAUCCUUUGGUUUUAUUAGCAUGGAGGUGCACAAGGCUCUCCCUUUUGGCAGUUCAUGGUUACACAGUGUGGGCUCACAACCUCAUUGCCAUUGCUCGUCUUCGUGGCUCUGACCUUAAAGUGCUUGAAGUCACCGAGGAAAGCAUUGAUUUUGAUCAAGGUGAACUGGCUGAUCAGGAUGUGGAUCCCGUGCAUAACCUUAUUGAGCAGGUAUCGCUAGGCCUGGGCCGACCUUGGCAUGCUGUUAUGGACAUCGAAUCUCUCAGUGUCUUCACUGAACCAAAUCGUCAUUUUUAUAGAGAAAUGCAAAGCUUCAGCGAAGGCGUCUAGCUUUUUUUAUUUACAAUUCCUGUGGUUACAUAUGCAAGUAGGGUCUUAUUAUGUUUUUUCAGUAGUGUGAAUUAACCCCUUUGUGCUGUGUUUAAUCAGUAUUAGCUAUAUAGAAUUAUAUAUGUAUAUUCUACUUCUUGAUCAAAGAACGUAGUCGGGUAUUGGUUUAGAAGUUGAAAGUGACAAUUUGUAGGGUUUUCACGGUUAAUGAAUUUGUCUACAAAACCUUAAAGAGAUACAAGCUAUGGUUGUCUGAGGUUGCUGGCUAACUUUAUUUUUCAUUGAAUGACUCUGCAUUUUCAUUUUCUUUUUCUAUUGUGAGUCAGAGUUCUGUGCUCUGGAGCCAAAUUUUUUUUUUUUAUACACGUAUAUAGAUUUAUCCAUAAAUUGGUGUGUUUGUAUGUAAUGCAUUAUAGUCAUGCAUUCUAAUAGCAUGUCAUUGAUUUUUUUUUUUUUUUGAAAUUUCAAAGGGGAGAGAAAGAAUUUGAUCCUAAAUGAGUUCCCUUUAACAGAAAAGCAAAGGCUUUAAUUUGCAUCACAUGUAAUAGUUGAUAUUAACCAUUGCCAUUCUAAUUUUUGUAAUAUAAAACAGUAAGCUAAACACCACUUUAUCUUUUUUUAAAAAUUACUUGCACAAACAAGAAAACUCAAAUCAUUGGAUUUUUUUUAUUUGCUCUUUUUGGUGUGCUUUAAUUUGAUCUUGUUGGUGUGCUUUAAUUUGCUCUUUUUGAUGUGCUUUAAUUUGCUCUUCAUCCAAUUACACUGUUUAAGGUAAAAGUUAGCUUUUAGCCCAGAUUUCAAAUAGUAGUUGGAAAAGGAAUAUAUAAUUCAUGGUCAGAACUCUUUAAAAGGAAAAUCACAACAGAUAUAAAAACAUGCUUGCAAACAAAUAUUGGUCGUGAAAUCCCUCACAAGUCACUGGAUUUUUCUCUGUCAGCGCCUGUGUCAGCUGCCAAAGAGUAGAUUAAAAACGAAGAAGUGCCCACAUGCUGGCAGGGGUGGGCCAAUUUGGCCAGCCAAAUACUGCUAGAUUGUAAUAUAUAAGGUCGAAUUUCGACCUGUGGUACACAGCUGUGCUGUGGCUCAGUCAGCAACCUCAGAACUCUUAAACAUGCACCUGUUUCACUGUGAAUAGUGAAUGUAAAGAAAGGAAAAAUUAAAGCUUGUUCUAUCAAAGGUAUGAGCUGCUAUGAUGCAUGAAGAACAUUCCAUGACAUAUGUUUUAAAAUCUUGUUAUAUCUGAGAGGCUUUAAAAGCCAAUUUAACUGUUUCAGGGCAACCGCGGUACAGACGUGGUCUCUGUGAGACUUCCACCUGACCCAAGUUUUAAGUGGUACGAAUGUUGUGCAUUUAAUGUUAAAGGACAGUCUGCAAUAAUAAAGUAAGUAGCCAAUGUGGGUGCCCAGCAGUGCUGAGACCUGGCUGCUCUAUUGUAAGCUUUGGAAAACACAAUUUAUGCAACAGAUGUCCAGAUAUGAUUCUAUUUAUGGAAAAUUUAUAUGUGUUUUGCAAAUAGUUUUACCAUCUCAUAUUAAAAUGACCUUUUGACAGGUGUGCGCUGUUUUGUCUCCAGUGAGCACAUACCAUGCGGAUUUUAUAUGUACAUCAGUAGAGUGAAUCCACUGGCACAGUAUGUGUAUAUGCCAGAUGUGGUGAGAUUUUAUCUGAUAAAUGUGAUCAAAUUUAAAUUAACUCCUGACAGAAACUGUAAGGAAACCAGCUGAAUGUUUGACCUGAUGACUGAUGUUGUAUGGUUUAUGUUAAAUGUAUAUUCUUUUAAGUAAUGAAUAAAGCAUUAAAAAUUGAUCAUUGUAAAACAUUUUAUUGUAUCAGCAUGAGAACUUUUUAGUGUUAAAUUGUGUAUAAACUUCUGUUAUCUCUCAUUGUAUUUUGAUACAACAAAGCUCAAAUUCUAAAUUUCAUCAGAAAUGGUCUUUCUGUUAGGCUGGUUAUUUUUGUACAUUAAUUUAAAAAAAAUCAAACUUUAGCAAAAAUUCAGAGAUUUAGUUAAAUUUAAUUAAGAAGAUUAGGCUUAGCACAAACCCUAGCGUGUUAUGCAUACAAUAUGCCUUAUUGAUGUAGUAAAACUUAAAUUGUAGAUUACAGUAAUCUUGAUUUUUAGGAAUUCUUGCACCUACAGUAUAUGCUAGAUUCAAAACCAAUGUGCUUCAGAGAAAUGUAUAGUAUUCUUAUUAGUGUCCCACUAUUAAAUAGAUUAUAAAUA
Messenger RNA from Antechinus flavipes (yellow-footed antechinus), 4994 nucleotides. RefSeq names its product F-box protein 33 (gene FBXO33). The transcript has 4 exons. The record is from RefSeq and is a predicted model, not a curated record. Gene Ontology annotation, biological process: SCF-dependent proteasomal ubiquitin-dependent protein catabolic process; positive regulation of protein ubiquitination. Lineage: Eukaryota; Metazoa; Chordata; Mammalia; Dasyuromorphia; Dasyuridae. Gene Ontology annotation, molecular function: protein binding. Gene Ontology annotation, cellular component: SCF ubiquitin ligase complex. Bases 1085 to 2770 code for a protein of 561 amino acids.